Messenger RNA from Mercurialis annua (annual mercury), 1363 nucleotides. RefSeq names its product protein PATRONUS 1. The record is from RefSeq and is a predicted model, not a curated record. The coding region runs from base 391 to 1134 and encodes 247 amino acids. The transcript has 5 exons. Gene Ontology annotation, biological process: regulation of mitotic cell cycle. Lineage: Eukaryota; Viridiplantae; Streptophyta; Magnoliopsida; Malpighiales; Euphorbiaceae.
UAAAAUAGUUAGAUUCGUUAAGGGAUUAGUAUUCCAUAUGGCUAUUUUGAGAAAGAAAAUGUGAUUAUUCUGUUUUGUUAAUACUCGCCGAUAAAUGUUUGAUUGAAGCGAUAUUUCAACUAAAUUUCUUGUUAGAAAGAAAAUGUCAUAAUUAUUUUUUAUUAAAAACCUGCCGAUAAAUGGUUGAUUGAAGUGAAUUUGCAACUAAUUUUCUUGUUAGCAUAAGUGAGAAACACAUUGUACUGGUAGGGCUGUAUUUGACACUGUAGUAAAAGAUUUAAGUUCGGUUGAGUUUACUCCAAUCUCGCUCAGGUCUGCUCAAUGCAUCGGUGUAAUUUUCUUGGAAAGAGAAGAGAGAUUUUAAUUUGAACUGUUUUCAUUAUCUCUAUAAUGGCAUUGCAAGGUGGGAGUGUGGUUCAUGAUCAGAAGUUAAAUAGUCAUCUCAAUGAAAAUUCUGUUGGCUGGAAGACCGAUGUCUCUAAAGUGCCAAAGAAAGGAGUUCGUGGUGGAAGGAAACCACUUGGUGAUUUGUCAAAUUCACUGAAGCCUUCUCUGAAUCAGGCUUCAAAAAAGCACAACUCUGGCAUUUUGUCCUUCACUGAGAAAGAAGCUACUGCCUCUCAAAAUGGACUUGAUGCAGCUAAGAAGAAGAGUAUCUCUAAACCGUCGGUGAAACCGCCCACUAGUAGGAAAGCCCUUUCCGACAUUUCAAAUUCAGGGAAGCCUAACCUUUAUGAGGGUUCAAAGAAGAACUACAAUGCUAGGCUUUCUCUUGUGGCAGAGGAGCCGAUGGAUGAUGAUGCUAUUUCAGAAGAACGGUUUCUGCACAAUCACCAAGAAUGUAUCAAAGCACAAUCAAGAGCUUUGGACUUGGAUGAAUUUCUGCAGAUAAUUGGAUUAGAUAAUGGUGGUAUCAAACAGAAGACAAAUUCUUUGUCAAUUAAGGUGAAGUCUGAGAGUCCGCCUAGGCACAUGGAAAUGGAAGAGAUGGCUGUGGAGCUAAUUGGAGAUGAAUUCUGGAGCAAGAAGAUGUGGUCUUGCGAACUUGAUUCUCCACCUCCUUGCAGAAGUCCGAAAUCACCAAAGUAUUUCAUGCACCAUGACUACAACUUCCAAUUGCUAGACUCCCCAUAGUGGUCGAAAUGCAUUGAUUACCUCACUCGUCAAUGCUUGUCUAAAUAGGUAGUAAUUUUGUGCAGUAAUAUGAUCUCAUAUGAUCUUUCGGAACUGGAAAUGGAAGCAAUCUAUUUUGUGAUAUAGGCCGUAGUAGACUUUUGAACUUUGCUGCUGUGACAGUGUGACAAAUUCUCUUUAGCCAUGUAUUUGGAGGAAUUAAGCAACUUAAUGAUGAUAUUUGCUGCCA